AUGGCCCGUGCCGCACGCGAGCGCCACCGCGAAGAUGAGCCUCUGAACCGCGAACCGUCCCCGGAACCCGAAGACAAGCUCAAAGACGCAACCACGCUAUACGUCGGCAACCUCUCCUUCUACACCACCGAAGAGCAGAUCCACGAGCUAUUUAGCAAAUGCGGCGAAAUCAAGCGUCUAGUCAUGGGUCUCGAUCGGUUCCAGAAGACGCCGUGUGGCUUCUGCUUCGUCGAGUACUACACCCAUCAGGAUGCGCUGGACUGCAUGAAGUACAUUGGCGGUACUAAGCUGGAUGAGCGCGUCAUCAGGACGGAUCUGGACGAGGGAUUCGCCGAGGGACGACAGUAUGGGCGUGGAAAGAGCGGUGGGCAGGUCAGGGAUGAGUACAGGAACGAGUAUGAUCCGGGUCGGGGUGGCUAUGGAAAGGCGUAUGCGGAUGAGUACAACGACUAG
Messenger RNA from Parastagonospora nodorum SN15, 453 nucleotides. RefSeq lists its product as hypothetical. Gene Ontology annotation, biological process: mRNA cis splicing, via spliceosome. Gene Ontology annotation, molecular function: RNA cap binding. Bases 1 to 453 code for a protein of 150 amino acids. Lineage: Eukaryota; Fungi; Ascomycota; Dothideomycetes; Pleosporales; Phaeosphaeriaceae. Gene Ontology annotation, cellular component: nuclear cap binding complex. The transcript has 2 exons. The record is from RefSeq and is a predicted model, not a curated record.